This is a messenger RNA of Neltuma alba, 2529 nucleotides long. RefSeq names its product dihydrolipoyl dehydrogenase 2, chloroplastic. Gene Ontology annotation, molecular function: flavin adenine dinucleotide binding; dihydrolipoyl dehydrogenase (NADH) activity. The transcript has 15 exons. NCBI's taxonomy places the organism in Eukaryota, Viridiplantae, Streptophyta, Magnoliopsida, Fabales, Fabaceae. The record is from RefSeq and is a predicted model, not a curated record. The coding region runs from base 1 to 1752 and encodes 583 amino acids. Gene Ontology annotation, cellular component: oxoglutarate dehydrogenase complex; mitochondrion. Gene Ontology annotation, biological process: pyruvate metabolic process; 2-oxoglutarate metabolic process.
AUGCAGUGCUCACUUUCACUCCCUUUCUUCCCUAGCUCCUCUGCUCCCUCCCCCAUUUUCAGGUCAUACCUCGUCUCCAACUCUGUUCCUCUCACUGCAGCUACGCCUUUAAAUCUUCGAUUCUGCGGUUUAAGGCGCGAGGCAUUUGGUCUUACCUCGCUCAAACGCUACGAUGCGCACCAGAGAAUCCAGCUUUCUCGCUGUAGAGUUCCCAAGAAAUUUUCUGCUGCCUGGUUCAACAAUGGCAGUCCUCCAAAGUCAUUCGAUUACGAUUUGUUGAUUAUUGGAGCUGGCGUUGGUGGCCACGGGGCGGCGCUUCAUGCCGUUGACAAGGGCUUGAAAACAGCCAUUGUAGAGGGAGAUGCGAUGGGAGGGACAUGUGUAAACAGAGGUUGCGUUCCUUCUAAAGCUCUUUUGGCUGUAAGUGGACGUAUGCGGGAACUACAAAAUGAUCAUCACUUAAAGUCCCUGGGCUUGCAGGUUUCUGCUGCUGGAUACGACAGACAAGCUGUUGCUGACCAUGCUAGUAAUCUUGCUUUGAAAAUUCGUGGUAAUAUGACCGAUUCAUUAAAAGCGCUUGGAGUAGAUAUACUCACAGGUUUUGGAACCAUUUUGGGACCUCAUAAGGUGAGAGUUGGCUCUUCCAACAACAUAGUAACAGCACAAGAUAUAAUAAUUGCAACUGGUUCGGUCCCUUACGUUCCUGAGGGCAUUGAAGUUGAUGGGAAGACUGUGAUUACCAGUGACCACGCACUCAAACUGGAGUUUGUUCCUGACUGGAUAGCAAUUAUAGGAAGCGGUUAUAUUGGACUUGAAUUUAGUGAUGUGUAUACAGCUCUUGGAAGUGAGGUUACUUUUAUCGAAGCUUUAGAUCAACUUAUGCCAGGACUUGAUCCUGAUAUCAACAAGUUGGCUCAGAGGGUUCUCGUAACCCAGAGGAAAAUUGACUAUCAUACUGGAGUUGUUGCAUCCAAGAUCACUCCUGCUAGGGAUGGAAAUCUAGUCUUCAUUGAACUCAUUGAUGCAAAAACCAAGGAACCAAAGGAUACCUUGGAGGUGGAUGCUGCACUAAUAGCAACUGGAAGGGCUCCAUUCACUAGCGGUCUUGGCUUAGAGAAUAUUAAUGUUACAACUUAUCGUGGUUUUGUUCCUGUGGAUGAGCGGAUGCGAGUAAUUGAUACAUGUGGCAAUCUGGUCCCGCAUUUGUAUUGUAUUGGUGAUGCAAAUGGCAAGUUGAUGCUCGCUCAUGCUGCCAGUGCACAAGGAAUUUCAGUGGUUGAACAAAUCACCGGAAGAGAUCAUGUGCUCAAUCACUUGAGUAUUCCAGCCGCUUGUUUCACUCAUCCUGAAAUAAGCAUGGUUGGAUUGACGGAGCCUCAAGCAAGGGAGAAAGCUGCAAAAGAGGGUUUUGAAGUGAGUGUCUCCAAAACAAGUUUUAAAGCUAACACGAAAGCCCUAGCAGAAAACGAAGGGGAGGGACUUGCCAAGUUGAUAUACAGACCUGACACUGGAGAGAUACUAGGAGUUCAUAUUUUCGGGCUGCAUGCUGCGGAUCUCAUCCACGAAGCAUCCAAUGCAAUAGCAUCAGGGACACGUAUUCAGGACAUAAAGUUUGCGGUCCAUGCACAUCCAACUCUGUCUGAGGUGGUUGACGAACUAUUUAAAUCAGCAAAGGUGAGCUUUCCAAAAGAACACCUUGAGAAUAAUCAUAUUGAACAAAACCACUGCCGCCCACCGAUUAUUUUGAUCUAGAUGGUUAAAGAACAAUCUUCCAGCCCGGCAUGGGAACCAGUUGCUGUCUAGUCCUAUGAGAGACCAGAGUGUAAGUUUUAGACUAAAUUAGCUUGUAUUAUUGUGAGCUGCCAAGAUUUUCCAAUCAUGUAAGUAGGAAACUUCGAGGGGAGCCCGCCAACAGUCCAAAAAUUGACGAGCGCAAACCAUUUCUUGCAUUUACAUCGUUGUCAGAUCUAUUUUACAUUCUUUCUUUCUUUCUUUUUUUUUUUUUUUUUGCUUUCGAUGAAUUUUUUUAGAUGAAAUGUGAUACGGUGAUCCAAAAUUUAGAUGGUUAAAAAAUAUGUCCAAGUCACUUUCAAUUUCUCUUCGAUAAGCCACUACUGAUUUUAUUUCCGUACAUUUAUAAAAAUAAUCGAGCGCACGAACGUUACGGCACACAAGAAUUUCAUACAAGUGGGAAACCAAUUUGCAGCUACAAUAGCACAAGAAUUCCACAUAAACUUAUGCAUAUAUUAUCCUAUAUGUGGUCAUUCUAAUAUUCAAUCGAACCAGAUUCCUCAUUCAAUUGCUUAACAAAGCUGGUGAAAACCAUAUUUUACAAACCGUAGGCUGGAAUGAAAGCAUGAAAAUCUUAAAUAUAGUGUAUCGGCUUGGCGUGAAAAGGCAUGCUCUAACGAUUAACAACAAAACAUACUCUAAAAAAAUAUUUGGAUAAAAUUAAAACUAUAAUUUCAAAAGUGCUUUUAUUAUAUAUGAAAUAAACAUGUGAAGGAAUUUAUCUCGAUUUGCUAAAAA